AUGCCAAACCGAAAGAACGUGCGCGACCUGAGCAAGCUCUCAGGGAAUCCCCUCAAAGAAACUAUGGAGUCAAGUUGUCAAGUCCUGGAAAUGGACUCGGAUGGUUGGCUCACAUCUUCAGACCUUAGUGAAGCUGGAUUGUCCUUUUCUCCAGAAAAUUUCUACGAAACUGCAGUUUUUCUCAUGGCCAAUCCGAACAUUACUUCAAGCCACUUGUUCCGUGCGGAUAUAUUAUUCGACAGCCAGGGUAUCCUCAAAACACCCCAGCAGGACGAAGAGCUUGCUGGGACGUCUGGUGCAACCGCGCCAGAAAUACCAGAGACAACAGUCAUGGCCAAGCCUGCAGCUCGAGUGACUGGCUUCGAUCUCGUCAGAACUGUCAUUCGAAAAAUGAUUCCUCGAAAUCAAAAUAUUGACAAGCCAGUUGUCCAAACUUGUCAUUUCUACAAAUCCCAAAAUGCCCCCUCGGAAAGUGAUGGAGAGCACGCGAAUAAUGGCCCACACUUACAGCGACAACGUGUGCUGACUAUGACCCUUCCACACAUCGAGUCUCAAGAGGACAUUCCUUUUUACCACCCAAAGCUGAAAGGACUCGCUACUCUAUAUGACUUCCAAGGUUCAAACACCGGUGUCAUGUCUGUGCAUUUCCUGCCAUUCUCAAGUGAUAUCCCCGAUCGGCUAGAACGCACAUUGCAUAUCCUCCUCAACUUCUACAUUCGACUUACUCGUGGUGCUAAAGAUAAGCCCGAAAUCGAGAGCACGAACAAGACGAGCUCUUCCAAAGAUAAUCUCGUCCCUCGUCACAUGGCUCAAAACACCUAUGCACGACUCAAGACUCUAUAUGCCGCCGACCUUUGUGAAAACUGGGCUGAGAGCACCGAACCAAGCAAGCACGUCUAUGAAGAUUUGGCCAUCACCGCAUUUCUCAUUGAGCUAUGGCGAAUGAUGUACGGUGUCGUUCCACCGAAGGAGAAUCCCACUGAACACAACGAGGCUAGCAAAUUCCCGGGAUUCGUGGACAUGGCGUGUGGAAAUGGAGUGCUAGUCUAUAUUCUCCUCAUGGAAGGUUACUCGGGCUGCGGAUUCGAUGCCCGUCGACGUAAAUCAUGGAGCAUCUACCCUUCAUGGGUCCAGGAACGUCUCACGGAGAAAAUUCUCAUUCCCAAGCCCUUUGCAGAUAUCGCUGAAGCCGGUGAUAUUGGAAUGAAUAUAACCAAGGGUGAUUUCCCGCGUGAUACAUUCAUCAUAUCAAAUCACGCCGACGAACUUACCGUGUGGACUCCGCUUAUUGCUGCUCUGGCGUGUCCAGAAUCUCCUCUCCCAUUUAUCGCCAUACCAUGCUGUUCUCAUUCGCUUUCUGGAGCUCGAUAUCGCUAUCCCCUUCCAAAGGGAACCAAGCCGAAGACUUCCACUGGUGCCACAGAGAAAGCAGAUCAACAGACAGAGCAAAAUCCGCAGCCAGCCUCGGGCGACCUAAAAGCAUUGAGGGCCGCCAAACAAGCAGAGAAGACUGAGAAUGGCAUGUGGACAUCCAUGUAUGGUCUUCUCACGGCGAAAACUAUCACUGUCGCCGAGGAAGCUGGAUAUCAAGUAGAGAAGACUCUCCUUCGCAUCCCGAGUACAAGAAACAUGGGAGUGAUUGGAGGUCGGCAGCGAGUGACCGAGCAGUGGAGGCAGCUAGGGUCUAGUAGCACAUCCACAGCAGGCGAAGUUCAAGCAAACCAGGCUACUCGGGUUGUGCAGAAUGUUAUGGAAAUCGUCGAACGCGAAUGCUCAAGGGAAAGGGGAAUACAAGCUUCUGCACAGAUUUGGAUCGAGCGUGCACGGGGCCUCCAGAAGGACCAAGGAAAAGCCACCAACCACACUGACGAUGCUCAGAUACCCAAAUAG
Messenger RNA from Penicillium cataractarum, 1890 nucleotides. RefSeq names its product tRNA (uracil) methyltransferase (gene trm44). The record is from RefSeq and is a predicted model, not a curated record. Bases 1 to 1890 code for a protein of 629 amino acids. Gene Ontology annotation, molecular function: tRNA (uridine) methyltransferase activity. NCBI's taxonomy places the organism in Eukaryota, Fungi, Ascomycota, Eurotiomycetes, Eurotiales, Aspergillaceae. Gene Ontology annotation, biological process: tRNA methylation. The transcript has a single exon.